Phaeodactylum tricornutum CCAP 1055/1 is the source of this 1257-nucleotide messenger RNA. RefSeq lists its product with no specific name. The transcript has 2 exons. The record is from RefSeq and is a predicted model, not a curated record. Lineage: Eukaryota; Bacillariophyta; Bacillariophyceae; Surirellales; Neidiaceae. Bases 88 to 1257 code for a protein of 389 amino acids.
CUGCCUACAACCAUUUACCAAAAUGAGGCAGCACUGAUGUCAUUUAGACAUGCCUUGCUUUGAUUCACCAAGGGAUCGUAACUAAAGAUGAAAAGUGCCACAAGAAGGCAGCAACGGCCUUCGCAUAAAAGAACGCCAUCAAGCAAUAGCUCGUUGCCUAGCAAUAGCGAUCGCAGCGCUGCUUCGGCGUUAGGACUCGAUGGCGGUCAAGUUGACAUGCCCGACUCGGCCUUGCUUCAAUUUGAUCGGGACGCAUUUUCCGUCUCCUGGAAAGAAUUGGUCUGGACCGCCUGCUUCAUUGGAGUUGUUGCGGUGCUGUCUGCGUUCGUUGGUGCAUCGGCUGGCAUUUCUAUUUCGAUUCACUUCAUGGAGACUGCGCAAACACCGUCGUUCUCAAGAAUCGCAGCUCGAGAACGAAGUAUGGGGCCCCAUCUGCGAGUCACUAUGGUGGACCCGAAGAUGUCUUUUAGCAAUAUUGCCUCACGGAAGAAUCCUCAUAGUGCCGAUGGGAUAGGGUUGGAACGGGUCGUAACGAAAAGCCCAACGGGGUGGCACAGCGUUCUAAUGGUUGUAGACGAGCAGUCAUUAAACGACACAGAGAUAAACGGACGAUGGAACAAAAAAGCUGCAAUGAAGUUAUCUCCCUACGAAUUGGACUGGAAGCCUCAGGUUAGACCAAAGAUGUGCUCUGACGGUCGAACAGCCGGGUUUGAUAGUUGGUCGACAUUGCGAGAUGCAGUUCAAGAAGCUAAUACAUACUCUGCUAGAAGAUUUUUGCACUGGACUGAAUAUUUUGCGUGGAUGGAUGACGACUUUGAUGGGGUGUUCGAGGAUGAUUCGCUGUAUUUUGAGCCUGAGAUACGUUUGGCAAUUUGCCCCAAGGCCAAGCUCACGCCCCCGAAAAAGCACUACUACUACGGGCCCCGAAACGAGCCUAUCUAUGUUAAUGCCGAGAACAUUGUUUUGGAAUGUGACGAUUGUACCAUGGACGCCGCUGGUGGGACUGGGCACUUUCUAUUCGGACCACAGGCCAAAAACGCGCUGAUACGUGGAGUAACAUUCAGGCGUGCAAAAGGAUCCAGUAUAUCGUUUUAUGGAGAUGGAGCGGAAGUUUCGUUUGAAGAUUGCUUGUGGGUUGGGCAGAAAGGGGCGGCAAGUGAUCGAGCCAGCAUUUCUGACGUGAAUUCGGUUGUAACCUUGAAUUUCCUACGAUGUGAAAUGGACGGGAUAAAUCUUAUUCCACUUUCGCUGAGUUAG